Lytechinus variegatus (green sea urchin) is the source of this 1053-nucleotide messenger RNA. Its product is annotated as mucin-1-like. NCBI's taxonomy places the organism in Eukaryota, Metazoa, Echinodermata, Echinoidea, Temnopleuroida, Toxopneustidae. The coding region runs from base 1 to 1053 and encodes 350 amino acids. The record is from RefSeq and is a predicted model, not a curated record. The transcript has a single exon.
AUGCCGUGUAAGACCCCGCAAGGGAGCAUCGGCAAAGGGCUGCCAGCCCCUAGUCGGAAGAGACAGCAUAGUCCGACCCUGUCGGACUCCCGAUUCCAUCUGACACCGUCAGAUUCAGCUGACCUCUCCUCUCGCUCUGCUAGCGCUCCCCGGGGGAGAGCUAAGGUGAGGAAGACAGGCUCAGCCCAGUCUCCUGUCCCUUCAUCCGCUCCGGCGCCGGAGCAACCGAAGAAGAAGAAAAAGAAGAGAUCCGCGGACGUAAGCCCCGUGCCACCGGGCGGUCCGCCUUCUGAUUCUUUUGAUGGCCAGGCCUCUCAGCUUCUUAAGCUACUUCAGAGUGCCUUUCAGCACUGCGGGUUAUUACCCCCAGGCUUGUCUGCUUCAGCCGACGGUACUGCCAACCGAGCGGAUCAAGCAGACACCGGCCAUCCAACACCUCGAGGUGCCUCUAACGAUCCUUACGAAUCGCCGGCUCUCGAACCCACUCAGGCUACGCCCGUGAACGCUCAGGCUCGGCCACCUCCGGGGGUCCGUCCCCGCGAGCCUGGCCAUGGCACACACCGCCACUCGAGCCUUUCACGAGCGCCUGCUUCCCUCGGGGCUCCGCCCGGCGAGGAGACGUGGGUUGGUUCCCCCUCUCUCGAGGCGGAACAGGCUGUAUCGGAGGAUGAGUUCAAUCUUGAUCCCCCGGGUAGCCCGGCUCCCCAGCCAUCGGCUAGCACAGCCCAGGACGCCAUGGAGAUCCUCCAUAGAUAUCUCCUGCAUAUCUAUCCAGCUAACGAACUGAUAGAGGCCAGCUUGCCCGCCUCCCAGGGAAGAAAACCAGUAUCCUUUGGUAAGAGCUUUGCCUUCACAAAUGAUGACACCGAGGCGUUCUUUACCCCUAAAACGUUUUCCCCCCAGCUUGACCGCAUCGGGGAACGUUUGGGGACCUGUUUCUCUUCCAGUCAUUUUGCUUCUGUUGAGAAACCAGUACUCGUUCAGCCCUCAGAUUUACAGCCUUCCUCGGAGCCUUGCUCGGUCUUCGAGCACAGUCUUCCGAACUGGAAGUAA